AUGGCCAAUGAUGUCCUAACUGAAUUAGUGAACCGUGUGAUCAGCAACCAGUACUUUGCUCUCCAGCUGGACGAAUCCACAGAUGUGGCAGGCUUAGCUCAACUUUUGGUGUACGUGUGGUACAUUUACGAAGGUGCAAUACAGGAGGACAUUUUGUUUUGCCAGCCGCUGCCUACCAGAACAACAGCACUGAUAGAUAUCACUUGUACAGUACUGCUGCUGAAUCCAGACUUAACCACAGCUUGGAAUGUCAGGAAAGAGCUGAUUCAGUGUGGGGCGUUAAGUCCAGAGAAAGAUUUGUUUUUGGGUAAACUUACUCUAACUAAGUUUCCAAAAAGCCCAGAGACAUGGAUUCACAGGCGCUGGGUCUUGCAGAGUUUAAUCCAGGGAUGCUGCUCCAGUAAGGCAUGUAAGGAGAGUGGAGCAGUGGACAUGAUGGCAGCACAGACAGAAAGACUACAGCCAAUACUACAGGAGGAGAUGAAGGCCUGCUCUGAAGCUGCAGGGAGAUACCCAAGCAACUACAAUGCCUGGUCACAUCGUAUUUGGGUAAUGCAGAAUUUGGCAAAAGAGAACAAAAAGGUUUUUCUUGAUGAGUUAUCUUCUAUGAAGUACUGGGUGUCCGUGCACGUUUCAGAUCACAGUGGCUUCCAUUACCGACAGUUUUUCCUCAAAUCUCUAGUUGGAGACCCCAGCCACGUGCUGGACAAAACUGCCUCAGCGCUGCAGUCCACUUCUAAUGAACACUGUGCUAGUCUUCCAAAAGAAGAGGCUUCAGCUGAGAUCCAGAGGACAGUGGUGCCAGACCUGUUUGAUGAAGAACUGGAGCUUUGCACUGAUCUUAUUAAAUCAUACCCUGGCCAUGAAACACUUUGGUGUCACAGGCGGUAUGUUUUCUUCCUGUGGCAUCACUGGAAUAAUAAGCAAGGAGCACCCUUAAACAGGACUGAGCAGCCAUUAGACAACUUAUCGAGUUCUACCACAGGAGGCAAGUCGGCACAGGCCAUGGACGUGGAUGGCAUGAUGGACCCCAACAAGCAGGUCUAUACCCAGGAGACCAAGCGGCUGAAACGGGGCCCUCUGCAGGGCUGCCAAGGCCUGCCAACAGAGCACAUGUUCAUUACUAAAACCCUGACGGACUGCAGGAGUACAGAACAGGCCAGGUUUGCCACUGCAUACCAGAAAUGGCUCGACUCUGUUCUAGGUCAAUAA
This is a messenger RNA of Polyodon spathula (Mississippi paddlefish), 1212 nucleotides long. Its product is annotated as protein prenyltransferase alpha subunit repeat-containing protein 1-like. Gene Ontology annotation, biological process: protein prenylation. Gene Ontology annotation, cellular component: cytoplasm. The coding region runs from base 1 to 1212 and encodes 403 amino acids. The transcript is spliced from 6 exons. Gene Ontology annotation, molecular function: protein prenyltransferase activity. NCBI's taxonomy places the organism in Eukaryota, Metazoa, Chordata, Actinopteri, Acipenseriformes, Polyodontidae. The record is from RefSeq and is a predicted model, not a curated record.